UUAACAGUCCACCUUCCCCUCUCUCCUCUCCCCAGCGCUCGGAAGCGUCCGAUCCCGUACUACCGGCCCAGUCCUUCGUCGUCCAGCUACGACAGCAGCCCGUCGCGGUCCAGCCGCAGCCGUAGCCGCAGCUACAGCAGCUACAGCCGCAGCAGGAGCCACAGCCGGAGCCACAACCGGAGCCACAGCAGGAGCCGGAGCCGAAGCCGGAGCUGGAGCCGGAGCCGCAGCCAGAGCCGGAGCUGGAGCCGCAGCCGGAGUCGCUCCCGCAGCAAACACAGCUACUACAGCCGCAGCAGCUACGACAGCCCCGGCUUCUGAGCGCUCGACAAACGAGAGGAGGAGAAGUUAAAUUUACUGGUUCGGUUUUAAUCUCUAACAAGCCCUCCGCAGACUGCUGUCAAAUCCAGGGCCCCAAACUCCUCCUCGGCCCCGUCCUCUCUCCCUCAGACAGAGCCCGGAUCAAAGAGGAGAAACGUCUUUUCAUAUAGCACACUAAGUAUGAAAUUGGCCGUCACUGCUCACAUCUAAACAAAGUAUUAACGGAAAAGGGUCGCCACGUGUCCGAAAUUAACCCUUUAAAACCUGGGUCCUCAUCACUUUUCUCGUGCAGCUCUCAGACGCCUCUUCGAGUAAUUUAACCUUUAAAAUCGAAACAAGUUGGUUUGAUUUCGCUCAGAAAC
This is a messenger RNA of Plectropomus leopardus (leopard coralgrouper), 683 nucleotides long. The record is from RefSeq and is a predicted model, not a curated record. NCBI's taxonomy places the organism in Eukaryota, Metazoa, Chordata, Actinopteri, Perciformes, Serranidae.